GAUGAGCGCCGCAACCCCAUAGUCACCAUUGACUGGACUUAACCAUCCAGGGGUCCUUUACUUACACCUACCACUAGUUCAGACAUCAUGAGAGCAUAUGUGGAAAUAAGAUUUUUAUUUGUUUUGCCUCAACAUGCAUCGCUUUACGCUUGUUUGCGUUGAAUUGCGUUUGCGAUUUUACCGCCCAUUCACGGAGCGUGGAGAGGUCCUAUUGGAGCUCUUCACAAUCUCUUUUUGGUUUAGCACCGUCAAUUUAGUAUCAUCAGCAAACACGGCCACCUCACUGCUCACUCCUUUCUCUAGAUCAAUUAUGAACAAAUUAAAAAGCAGCAAUCCCAAUACCAAUUCGCGGGGAUUCCACUUUCUACAUCUCUCCAUUGGAAAAACUGUCCGUUCCUCUGACCUCUCUUUUUCUACCACGCUCAGGAAACAUGGCCCAAGUUGGUUCAGGGAAGACGGUUCUUUUCCACCAGGAAGACCCAAAAGGUCUCACCUACCGCAUCCCAGCUCUCCUCUACCUGCCGUCUGAGUCUACUUUCCUGGCAUUUGCUGAGGAGCGCUCAACGCCCAGAGACGAAAAUGCCAAGUUCCUGGUGAUGAGACGAGGGCGGAAGGAAGGAAUGUCUGUUCAGUGGGGUCCUCAGACGUCUCUGAUGGAAGCCACGUUGGCCAACCAUCGCACCAUGAACCCUUGCCCCAUUCUCGAGAGGAAGAGUGGACGCGUUUUCCUGUUCUUCAUCUGCGUGGAGACCCACGUGACGGAACGGCAGCAGAUCUUCACAGGGAGGAACGCCGCUCGGCUCUGCUACGUCGUCAGCCAAGAUGGCGGCCGCACCUGGAGCCAGACGACCGACCUGACGGAGCAGGUGAUUGGCAAACAUUUGAGGAACUGGGCCACCUUUGCGGUUGGGCCUGGGCACGGCCUGCAGCUGAGUUCCGGGCGCCUGGUGAUCCCAGCUUACGCCUACUACAUCCACAAGCGAUGUUUCGGGCACGCGCUCAACUGCUGGACCAGACCUCAUUCCUUGGCGUUCUACAGCGAUGACGGCGGGCAGAGUUGGGCCCGAGGACAGCUCCUGAUGCACUUGAACACAUCCGAGUGCCAAGUUGCGGAGCUGACCUGCCGGGACGAUAUCCAAGUGCUGUACUGCAACUCCCGCAGCCCGGACAGGUACCGGGCCGAAGCUUUCAGCACAGAUGGCGGAGAACACUUUGAGGAAGGGUACCUGUCCAAGGACUUGUGCGAGCCGCCCAGUGGGUGCCAGGGCAGCGUGGUGAGCUUCUUCCCUCAGCCGGAGGGCAGCUCUCGCUCCUCUCUGGCCUCGUUCAGCAGCACAAAGUCCUGGCUGGUGUACUCGCACCCCACAAACUGCCACAAGCGCUUAGAUUUGGGCAUCUACCUGAACAGGUCCCCGUUGGAAAAAGACUCUUGGCGCCCUCCCUGGGUGCUGUACAAAGGCCCCAGUAGCUACUCGGACCUGGCUGUGUGCCAAGAAGGGGGGAACACACUGGUGUUUGGGUGCUUGUUUGAGUGUGGGGUGCACCAUCCCAUUGAAGAAAUCGCCUUCCAGCUCUUCACCAGUGAUGAGCUUUUGAGGAACGUGAGGGAAGGAUGAUGUUGUGACACUUCUCUCCCCCUCCCUCUCCCUCUCUCCCUCCCUCUCUCCCCCUCCCUCCAUCUCUCCUUCCCUCC
Molecule: messenger RNA, 1693 nt
Organism: Podarcis muralis (Common wall lizard)
Lineage: Eukaryota; Metazoa; Chordata; Lepidosauria; Squamata; Lacertidae
Gene: NEU3
Product: neuraminidase 3
Biological process (GO): ganglioside catabolic process; oligosaccharide catabolic process
Cellular component (GO): cytoplasm; membrane; intracellular membrane-bounded organelle
Molecular function (GO): exo-alpha-sialidase activity
Source: RefSeq, a predicted model, not a curated record